GUACUCUGUUCUUCACUCUCAGAUCUGCUUCUCUUCCAAGAACUAGAGGCACACGCUCCCAAUCUUAGCCUGUCAGAUCGUCUAAACCUGUUUAUUUGUCUGCGUUGAAUCUUCUUCUGCGGCGUUGGCGUAUAUAUCAUCUGUGAAUUUCCUCUAGCAAAAUGGCUUUGGGGAAAUAUACUAGAGUAGAUGGUAGAAGAUCAGCAUCGAGUUGCUGUUCGACGGUGACUAUUGUGGCGUUUGUGGCUCUAUGCUUGGUUGGGGUUUGGAUGAUGACAUCGUCUUCUAUAGUCCCCACGCGGAAUGGAGAUGUGUCUCAGGAGAAUAAGAAUGAGGUGAAAGAACAAAGUGAGGUGAAAGAACAGGCGAGUGAGAUCAAUAAUAGCAAUUCUCGGCAGUUCGAAGAUAACCCGGGUGAUUUGCCUGAGGAUGCAACCAAGGGGGACAGCAGUGUCUCUGAAGACAAUUCUAGUUUUUUGGAUAAACAAGCAGAGAAGUUGGACGAAAAUCCUGUAGAGAAGUCUUCUGAAGACACAAAGGGGGAAGAUUUGGAUAAGAAAACGGAGGAUGAAGGUUCUAAUGUGGAAAACGAAUUAAACUCAGAAGCUGCGGAAAAUAACAAGGAUAGAGACGAGUCUUCCAACAAGGAAUCUGAUUCUGAUGAGAGUGGAAAGAAAUUUGAAUCAGAUGAUAACACAAAGUCUGAUUUGGAUGAAAGUGAAAAGAAAUCUGAUGAUUCUGAUGAAGCUACAGAUAGUAAGAUAGAGGAGAAGGUGGAACAAAGUGAUAACAAAGAAUCUGAUGAAAAUUCUAGGGAGAAGGAUACAGAGGAUAAUGCCAAACAGCAGAGUUCAAAAGAGGUAUACCCUUCUGGGGCUCAGUCAGAGCUUCAAGAUGAAAGUACAACACAAACUGGGUCUUGGUCAACUCAGGCAGCAGAGUCAAAGAAUGAAAAGGAGUCUCAAGAAUCCUCCAAGAAGAAAACUGGGUACAAGUGGAAACUUUGCAAUGUCACUGCUGGCCCUGACUUUAUCCCAUGCCUUGACAACUGGAAAGCAAUUAGGAGUCUCCGGAGUACUAAACACUAUGAACAUCGAGAAAGGCACUGUCCUGAAGAGCCUCCAACCUGCCUUGUCUCUGUUCCCAAAGGAUAUAAACGCCCAAUUGAGUGGCCUGAAAGCAGGGAGAAGAUAUGGUAUUACAAUGUCCCACACACCAAGCUUGCUAAAGUUAAGGGCCACCAAAAUUGGGUGAAAGUCAUGGGAGAAUACCUUACUUUUCCUGGUGGUGGAACCCAAUUCAAGCAUGGGGCGCUUCAUUACAUUGACUUUAUACAAGAGUCUGUACCUGCCAUUGCUUGGGGAAAACGCACACGUGUUAUAUUGGAUGUUGGAUGUGGUGUUGCCAGCUUUGGAGGUUUUCUUUUUGAUAGAGAUGUACUUGCAAUGUCACUUGCACCAAAGGAUGAACAUGAAGCUCAGGUACAAUUUGCACUUGAAAGGGGGAUUCCUGCUAUAUCUGCUGUGAUGGGCACAAAGAGGCUUCCCUUCCCUGGGGAAGUAUUUGAUGUAGUCCAUUGUGCACGAUGUAGAGUUCCAUGGCAUAUAGAAGGUGGUAAACUUCUUUUGGAGCUGAAUAGAGUGUUGCGACCUGGUGGUUAUGUUGUAUGGUCUGCUACCCCAAUUUAUCAGAAGCUUCCUGAAGAUGUUGAAAUAUGGAAUGCCAUGAAGGCGCUAACAAAAGCACUGUGCUGGGAACUUGUGUCGAUCAACAAGGAUCAAGUAAAUGGAGUUGGUGUAGCCAUAUACAGGAAGCCAAAUUCUAACGAGUGUUAUGAGAAACGUUCGAAGAAUGAACCUACAUUGUGUCCAGACUCUGAUGACCCUAAUGCAGCAUGGAACAUUCAAUUGCAAGCUUGCAUACACAAAGUGCCAGUGCCAGUUAGUUCAACAGAACGAGGGUUGAAAUGGCCAGAGCAGUGGCCAUCCAGAGUGGCCAAAGUGCCUUAUUGGUUGUCGAGUUCCCAAGUGGGAGUUUACGGAAAGCCUGCCCCUGAAGAUUUCACUGCUGAUUAUGAACACUGGAAACGCGUAGUGUCCAAGUCUUAUCUAAGUGGGAUGGGAAUUCAGUGGUCAAAUGUACGCAAUGUCAUGGAUAUGAGAUCUAUCUAUGGAGGAUUUGCUGCAGCUUUGAAAGAUUUGAAUGUUUGGGUCAUGAAUGUGGUUUCAGUAGAUGCCCCAGACACUCUUCCCAUUAUUUAUGAACGAGGACUUUUUGGUAUAUAUCAUGAUUGGUGUGAAUCAUUUAGCACCUAUCCUAGGUCCUAUGAUCUCCUCCAUGCUGAUCAUCUGUUUUCAAAGAUUAAGAAAAGGUGCAAUUUAGCUGCUCUAGUGGCUGAGGUUGAUCGGAUUCUUAGGCCUGAAGGAAAGCUUAUCGUCCGUGACACUGUUGAGAUCAUUGACGAGCUAGAGAGCAUGGUGAGGUCUAUGCAGUGGAAGGUUCGCAUGACUUACUCCAAGGAUAAGGAGGGGUUGUUGUGUGUGCAGAAGACCAUGUGGCGACCAAAGGAGCAGGAGACACUCGAGUAUGCUAUUAUUUAAGCAUGGAUGAGAUGUCAAAAUUCUUGGAGUUUUGGCCACUCGAAAGUCUGGAUAACUGUUCUUCCACUAUGAGUCCUGUACCAUGUUAGCUAGGAAUCUAUGUAUUCUUCUUUUUCCAUGAGUAUUAAUUUUGAUAUCCUCUAUUUAUAUUUAUUUAAUUGUUAUCCUUUGUUGUAACAUGAUGCCAUACCGUGAAGGAAAAUCGAUCACAUUCUUGCAAAUGUAGAGGCCAUUGGUUUAUAAGCGUAAUAGUCUUGAGUUUGGAAUAUCCACUUGACCAUAAAUGGUAGUAUUAAUCU
Abrus precatorius (Indian licorice) is the source of this 2899-nucleotide messenger RNA. Its product is annotated as probable methyltransferase PMT26. NCBI's taxonomy places the organism in Eukaryota, Viridiplantae, Streptophyta, Magnoliopsida, Fabales, Fabaceae. Gene Ontology annotation, cellular component: endosome; cytoplasm; trans-Golgi network. The record is from RefSeq and is a predicted model, not a curated record. Bases 162 to 2600 code for a protein of 812 amino acids. Gene Ontology annotation, molecular function: methyltransferase activity. The transcript has 10 exons.